This is a messenger RNA of Cercospora beticola, 1039 nucleotides long. Its product is annotated as AAA-ATPase Vps4-associated 1 family protein. Gene Ontology annotation, biological process: vacuolar transport. NCBI's taxonomy places the organism in Eukaryota, Fungi, Ascomycota, Dothideomycetes, Mycosphaerellales, Mycosphaerellaceae. Gene Ontology annotation, cellular component: endosome. The record is from RefSeq and is a predicted model, not a curated record.
ACUAACAGCUGCCUCGCAUCCGCCUUUCAUGUGAUAGUGCAACUUCAUCUCAAGCCUUGAUAGGCUUCAAAAGAGCCAAAAUGUCCGCCGGCCCCACGAACCUCUGGCAUCGCCGCCUGGUCAAAGAUACCGACGCCAAAGCCUGCUGGAUCUGCUACAAACCCACACCCACCGUGCUCUCGACCCCAGACAAUUCCGACUGGUUCUACAUUUGCCCAGGCCAUCUCACAGAUCCUAAAUUCGCCAUUUCAAAAGAUGCCGAAGAUCUCGCCAAGAAGGCCAAAGACGCCGAAAUCGAGAAGGAAAUUGAAGCUGUGAAGAAGGAAUUCCAAGAGAAGAUGAAGAAGAAGAUGGAUCGACAGCGAAUCAAAGAGUGGGAGAAGGAAGGGAAGAAUGUUAAGGAAGAACAGAAGAAACUGGAUGAGGCGGACGAAAAGACGCUGAAAGAGGAGGAGGAGAAAAAGUUGAAGGAGUUGGAAGCAAAGAAGAGUGAGGCCGGGAAGGCUACCGUCACGGUUGAAGGACCGAGGAUAUUUGAGUUGAAUAAGAACUUCUGGAAUAUGAGGUUGCAGAAGAAGGCGCAGGCUGCGGCAGCGAAGAGGCAGGCUGAAAGACUGAGGACACCGGGCUUCUUUCCUAGUGUUCCACAAGGACCAUGAAGAAGAAUGAGACCUGUCGGAGAUAUUGGUCUGCAAGGUUAUUUAGCUGCUGGACUUGUUGCUGGAUCUCUAGCAAAGCUCCAGUGCGCAACAUGAUGAGGCAUGUCCACGGAGCGCCAUCGCUGACAAACAAAGCGGCUCCACUUUCCCAAAUGCGGACAUUGGAAGUAUGGCGGCUUUGUCUUCAGCCACCUGGAUUCUCAUCACAGCUACAAGAUACUGACUCGAUCUGAGAAUGCAUACACGAGGAUAAGUGAACACUCGAGUCGAAGUCACGAGUGGGAGACAGAAUAUUUAUUCACUGGCUCCGCAUCCGGUCACUUCACACAAAGACGCGUCGUGGCACAUAUGAUACAACGAGGACCCAGAUCUGUUCUAUC